Messenger RNA from Dioscorea cayenensis subsp. rotundata (Guinea yam), 2497 nucleotides. RefSeq names its product two-component response regulator ORR21-like. Bases 205 to 2184 code for a protein of 659 amino acids. Gene Ontology annotation, biological process: cytokinin-activated signaling pathway; phosphorelay signal transduction system. NCBI's taxonomy places the organism in Eukaryota, Viridiplantae, Streptophyta, Magnoliopsida, Dioscoreales, Dioscoreaceae. Gene Ontology annotation, molecular function: DNA binding; DNA-binding transcription factor activity. The transcript is spliced from 6 exons. The record is from RefSeq and is a predicted model, not a curated record.
UCUCUUCUUUCUCUUUCUCUCUCUCGAUCUCUCGAUCUCUUCUUCGCUUCUCUCGGCGCUCGCUGACCUAGAUCUCGCUCUUUCCUCUGGAUUUUGGCUGUAAAUCUGGGAGGAUUUUGGUGGAGGUUCAUUGGAGGAGCUGGAUGAGUGGCGGAUGAGUGGAUUUGGUUGUUGUUUUAGGGUUUUCUUGUGGUUUUGGUGAGGAUGAUGAAGCCCGGGAUGGGGAGUGGUGGUGAUCAGUUCCCGGCGGGGUUAAGAGUUCUUGUGGUGGAUGAUGAUGUUACUUGCCUGAGAAUCCUUGAGCAGAUGCUUCAUAAAUGCUCAUAUCGAGUCACAAUUUGUACUCGGGCUUCGAAGGCUUUAUCUCUUCUCAGGGAAAGGAAGGAUGGUUUUGAUGGUUUUGAUGUGGUGAUUAGUGAUGUUUAUAUGCCUGACAUGGAUGGAUUUAAGCUACUUGAACUUGUUGGUCUUGAAAUGGAUCUUCCUGUUAUAAUGAUGUCUGCUGAUGGGAGCACUAAUGCAGUGAUGAAAGGAAUAAAACAUGGGGCUUGUGAUUAUUUGAUUAAACCUGUACGCAUGGAAGAGUUAAAGAAUAUUUGGCAGCAUGUUGUCAGGAAAAAAUGGAAUGAGAACAAGGAAUUGGAAAAUUUAUGUAGCUCAGAAGAUCCUGAGCACCAGAGACGAGUAAUAGAUGAAGCUGAAUAUACUUCAUCAGUGAAUGAUGGAACUGAUAGUACUCUGAAAUCUCAAAAGAAGAAAAGAGAUGCUAGAGAUGAUGAUGAUGGAGAAUUGGAUAGUGAAGAUCCAUCCUCAUCCAAAAAACCACGAGUAGUUUGGUCAGUGGAACUCCAUCAACAAUUUGUCAAUGCUGUGAACCAACUUGGCAUUGAUAAGGCUGUUCCUAAGAGAAUUCUUGAACUGAUGAAUGUCCCUGGUCUAACCAGGGAAAAUGUUGCGAGCCAUUUACAGAAGUUCAGAUUGUAUCUCAAGAGAUUAAGCGGGGUGACUCACCCAAGUUCUUUCUGUUCAACCCUAGAACCAAAUUCAAAUGUAGGUUCAUUAGGCAGACUUGAGUUUCCAGUGCUGACUGCUGCAGGGCAAAUUCCUCCACAAACUCUGGCUGCUUUUCGUGCAGAGCUCAUGGGCCGCCCUUCUGAGAGCUUAGUGAUGCCUCCAAUUGACCAAUCCGUUUUUCUACAAUCUUCAGAAGGACCAAAGUACAUUCCUUUUGAACACAAAGUACCGGUUGGACAGCCUAUAUUUAAAUGCCAAUCUAACUCAUCUAACCAGCACCCUCACCCCAGCAUAUCUUUUGAGGAUACAUCCCCUAGUUUUCCAGCUUGGCCUAUUAAUCAAUCUGACAUCUCAGGUUGUGCUAGCAAUCUUGAAGCCAUGAGCAGCGUCCGAAAUGGUAAUAUUAUGUUACAAAUACCCCAGCAAUUACCGCUUCCUGUGCAAUCAAAACCUCAGCAUGCAAUUAAUGUGCAACCUUCCUGUUUGGUUGUACCUUCACAGCCAAUGAACAAUUUCCAGGUUGGGAGCAUUCCUAUUCCUGUGAAUUCAAACAGUGCAGGGUCCCAAUCCGGAACAUUGGCCAACUAUCAUGCAGGAAAAAGUUCUGUUCGUGUAAGCGAAGCUUAUAACGCAAAUAUCAGCAGUAUGGCUGUGGGGUAUAGUCAUCCUUUGUCGCAGUCAAAUAAUGCAGCAGUUGGUAUGCCACAAAUCUCCGAUGAAGAUAUUAAGGGUGCCGGUAUGUCAAAUGCAUACUUGAUGUCAAGAUCAAUUUCAUCCUCAGUGUCAUCUGCUUCCGGUCACGCAGAUAGUAAUGAUCAUUGGCAGGUGCAAAACACACUUGUAAAUGUUGGUCUCUCUUAUAAAACGCCGGGGUUUGUGCCAAGUUUGCACAAGGAGGUGUUUGAGACCAAGAUAGGAACCUUGCCUGAGCAGGGAGUGGGGAGGAAUCACUGCUUUGCUGGUAAAGGUACUUGUAUUCCCAGCCGGUUUGUGGUGGAUGACAUUGAGUCAUCAACUAAUGAUAUGAGACAUGGUGGCGCUUGCACUUUUGAUGAUGCAGAAAUUGUGAAGCAAGAGAUUAGUUUGGAUUUUCUGGAUGAUUUUACUUCUGGAAACUCUGUCUUGUCACAUUUUCCUCAAAGUGGUUUCGCUGGUGUUUCUUCAAAGUAGGAAUGGUUAGCUGAAAUUCCACUGGAAUCGAGGAUCAACAUGAGCAACACGCGAAGAAACUUCGUGGCAAAAAAAACAUUGUGCUUUUUUUUUUUACAAUUCUGAAAAGUUUGAUGCUUGAAUCUGGAAUCCCUACUGAAUACCAGUUGCAGCAUCUGCUUUUCAAUGGUGAUGCUCAUUCUCUGUCUCUAUGUUUGACAUUGAUGGCUGGAAGGAUGAUGUAUAUAUCACCUCUGUAUUAUAAUUCCUAUGUAAACUUUAUAAUCCCAGAAAAUAUUGGAAUAAAUUAAUCGUGUUAUUUGUAUUCAUCUAA